Messenger RNA from Penicillium vulpinum, 3192 nucleotides. RefSeq names its product cation-translocating P-type ATPase. Gene Ontology annotation, cellular component: plasma membrane. The transcript has 3 exons. Gene Ontology annotation, biological process: intracellular calcium ion homeostasis; calcium ion transmembrane transport. Bases 1 to 3192 code for a protein of 1063 amino acids. Gene Ontology annotation, molecular function: ATP binding; P-type calcium transporter activity; ATP hydrolysis activity. NCBI's taxonomy places the organism in Eukaryota, Fungi, Ascomycota, Eurotiomycetes, Eurotiales, Aspergillaceae. The record is from RefSeq and is a predicted model, not a curated record.
AUGCUGGACGAGAAACAGGACAGCGCCCUCGACGCCGGGUCGGGUGGCAGUCCAUUGAGCCAGCCAGCUCACACGCUCACUUUCGAAGCUGCUAUUGAGGAACUCGGUACUGCUCUCAAUGAGGGUCUGAGUCCUGAAGAAGCGAGUCGUCGUUUGCAGCAAUAUGGCCCCAACAAAUUGGAUGAAGGUGAAGGUGUAUCUGUGGUCAAGAUUCUCGUGCGCCAGGUCGCCAAUGCAAUGAUGCUAGUGUUGAUCUUGGCUAUGGCAGUCAGUUUUGGCAUUCAGUCGUGGAUCGAGGGAGGAGUGAUCUGCGGCGUUAUCGUCUUGAACAUCGUCGUCGGAUUCUUCCAGGAAUACGCCGCGGAAAAAACUAUGGAAUCGUUGCAUUCGUUGUCCUCCCCAACAGGAACCGUCUCGAGAGGUGGACAGACAUUCUCAGUGCCGUCGGCGGAUAUCGUGCCGGGUGACAUGAUCGAGCUCAGGACCGGUGAUACUGUUCCAGCGGAUAUUCGUCUGGUUGAAGCAGUCAAUUUCGAGACUGAUGAGGCUCUCCUAACUGGAGAGUCUCUUCCCGUCCAGAAGGAAUGCGACUCGACGUUCAAACACGACACUGGCCCCGGAGACCGCCUCAAUAUCGCCUACAGCUCUAGCAACGUCACUCGUGGCCGUGGCCGUGGUGUGGUUGUCAGCACAGGCAUGUACACUGAAAUCGGAUCUAUUGCACUCGCAUUGCGGGCCAGCGAUACCAAGCGUCGUCCCGUUAAGCGUGGUCCUAACGGCGAGACCAAGAAGCGUUGGUACUUCCAGGCUUGGAGUCUUACCUGGGCGGAUGCCGUUGGUCGAUUCCUCGGUGUCAAUGUCGGAACGCCCUUGCAGAGAAAGCUAUCAAAGCUGGCCUGUUUGCUAUUCGGAGUUGCGGUUCUUUUCGCUAUUAUCUGCAUGGCUGCAAAUUCUUUCAGCAGCAACAACGAAGUCAUUAUGUACGCCGUUGCAACUGGUAUUAGUAUGAUUCCAGCGUGUCUCGUCGUCGUCCUGACUAUCACUAUGGCUGUGGGUACCAAGCGCAUGGUCGAGCGGAACGUCAUUGUUCGCAAACUGGACUCGCUCGAGGCCCUCGGUGCCGUUACAGAUAUUUGCUCCGAUAAGACCGGUACAUUGACUCAGGGAAAGAUGGUUGUCCAAAAAGCAUGGAUUCCUUCUCGAGGAACGUAUUCCGUCGGCCCAUCCAACGAACCUUUCAAUCCUACCGUCGGAGAUGUCUCCUUCGCCCCUAUCCCUCCUUCGCAGAACGAUUAUAAAGAUGAAAGUCCCGCCGCCGAGAACGUAGAAGGCCUAGUCUCUGGAAACCGCCAGCUCGAAGACUUCCUGGACGUCGCCGCGAUGGCCAAUCUCUCGCACGUGUUUAAGUCUGAAGAAGGCGAAUGGAACGCCCGAGGUGAACCCACCGAAAUUGCAAUUCAUGUCUUUGCUUCGAGAUUCAACUGGAACCGCGACCGCUGGACUAAGGGACAUAGUACGACCACGGGAGGUGAGGGAACGGUGUGGCACCAACAGGCUGAAUUCCCAUUCGACUCGACUGUUAAGAAGAUGUCUGUGAUUUUCAGCAAAAUCACUCCCCAAGAGAACCGCACAAUGGUCUUCACCAAGGGUGCCGUCGAGCGCAUCAUUGACUCCUGUACCUCUGUUAUCUGGGAUCAGGAUUCAUCUACCCCUGUACCAAUGACCGAUGACCACCGCGAAAAGAUCUUGCUGAACAUGGAAGAACUCGCCAAGCUAGGACUUCGCGUCUUGGCUCUAGCUCAUCGCACAUACACUACUCAGACACAACUGCUUGAAGAUGCCGACCUCAAUCGUGAAGAUAUUGAAAAAGAUCUGUGCUUCCUAGGACUGAUCGGCUUGUAUGAUCCUCCUCGCCCCGAGACAGCGGGCUCAAUCGAGGCCUGCUACCGCGCCGGUAUCGUUGUCCACAUGGUUACUGGUGAUCACCCCGGCACUGCCAAAGCAAUUGCUCAGCAAGUAGGAAUUCUUCCUACCAACUUUGAUUCAGUUGCGGCUGAUGUUGAGGAGGCUAUGGUUAUGACUGCCGGUCAAUUCGAUAAACUCACUGAUGCAGAGGUAGAUGCGCUUCCGACUCUGCCUUUGGUUAUUGCUCGCUGUGCGCCUCAGACUAAGGUCCGUAUGAUUGACGCUCUUCACCGCCGUGGCCGCUUUGCAGCUAUGACUGGAGACGGAGUGAAUGAUUCUCCUUCGCUUAAGCACGCCGAUGUUGGUAUCGCUAUGGGACAGGCUGGUUCGGAUGUGGCUAAGGAUGCAUCCGACAUUAUUCUCACGGAUGACAACUUCGCCUCGAUUCUCAAUGCCGUGGAAGAAGGACGCCGUAUCUUUGAUAACAUUCAGAAAUUCGUGCUUCAUCUAUUGUCAGAGAACAUCGCUCAGGCCUGCACUCUACUUAUCGGACUCGCUUUCAAAGACGCUGAUAAUCAAUCCGUCUUCCCUCUGUCCCCGGUCGAAAUUCUCUGGAUUAUCAUGAUUACAUCUGGUAUGCCCGAUAUGGGUCUUGGAAUGGAGGUAGCUGCCGCCGACAUCAUGAGCCGUCCUCCCCAGAGCAAGCAAGGUAUCUUCACCUGGGAGGUUAUCAUCGACAUUGUAGUAUACGGUAUCUGGACCGCAGCACUCUGCCUAGCCGCAUUCUCCGUCCGCAUGUGGGGAUUCGGCGAUGGCAAUCUAGCCCGCGGCUGCAACAAGGCAUGGUCCGAUGAGAUCCAAGACUGCGAACUUGUCUUCAAAGCCCGCGCCACGACAUUCGUGUGCUUGACCUGGUUUGCGCUGUUCCUGGCCUGGGAAAUGGUCAACCUGCGCCGGUCGUUCUUCCGCAUGCAACCCAAGUCCAAGAAGUACUUUACCCAGUGGAUGUACGACGUCUGGCGAAACAAGUUCCUGUUCUGGUCCAUCAUGGCUGGAUGGGUCACUAUGUUCCCUAUCCUGUACAUUCCCGUUCUGAACGAUGUCGUCUUCAAACACAAGCCCAUCACUUGGGAAUGGGGUAUCGUUGCGGUCGAGGCUGUCCUGUUCUUCGCGGGCGUCGAAGCUUGGAAAUGGGGUAAGCGAGUCUACUUCCGUCGCGCAGCCGCGAAAGAACGCAAGAUGGGCUCGUUGGAAACCUGCCAGGUCAAUAUUCCAGAAUGCCCCUAA